This is a messenger RNA of Procambarus clarkii (red swamp crayfish), 8470 nucleotides long. Its product is annotated as ATP-dependent translocase ABCB1. Gene Ontology annotation, biological process: transmembrane transport. The record is from RefSeq and is a predicted model, not a curated record. Lineage: Eukaryota; Metazoa; Arthropoda; Malacostraca; Decapoda; Cambaridae. Gene Ontology annotation, cellular component: membrane. Gene Ontology annotation, molecular function: ABC-type oligopeptide transporter activity; ATP binding; ATP hydrolysis activity.
UGUAUAGCUGCAAAAUCUAGAUCUUUUAGAUGUUUUACGAUUUGUUUUAUCUAAAACUGAAAAUUGAGUUGGCAACUGUAAGGGCGAGCGACAGGCGACAGCUUCAGUCAGUGAGGGUCAGUGUGGUCCAGGCAGCGGGCAGAGGUGGGUGACGCAGCUCCCGCCAUCACUUCUCUUGUGUUAUCUUCUCCACGUGCUCAUCAACCUAGUGUGCGUGUGGUUACUGAGUAGAGGUGUGCAGGUGAUAUACUAACUCUGAAGAACAUCUUCACCUGCCAACAUGAAUGGUAAACACGAGAAAAGUCCAGAACUGGAAUUGAAAACUGGAAAGAAGGAAAGUCAAAUUGCCAUGCCGUACAUUGAUGGAGAUGAUCUGAAAAAGAAUAACAAAAAGAAGAAAAGUAAAAAUAAGGAUGACGAGGAAGAAGAAAAAGACAAAAACCAGUUGCCCCCAGUUCCUAUGCUCCAGUUGUUCAGAUACUCAAGCUUAAUUGAGAAAUGGCUGAUGAUUGCUGGUAUUCUGGCAUCAUUUUUGGCUGGAAUCUGCAUGCCAGCGAUGUUUAUUCUCUUUGGGGAUAUCACAAAUGCUUUUGUUUACAACGACUUACUAAGUAGUAUUGAUAAUACAACAAACUUCACAUCAUUCAUCAGUGACCAUCCAGAAUUACAGAAUUUUACUGCGCAAGAAAUUAUAGAUAUGUAUGUGGAAAAGUACGGAGUUAAAGACUUCUUCCACGAGGUAGUAAGAUUUGGAGUGGGGACAAUCAUCGUGGGUACAGUCCAGAUGAUCAUGGGAUAUGUAUUUGUUACCACUAUGAACUACGCUGCAGAGGGACAGGUAUACAGACUACGAGGAAUGUUCCUGCAAAGUAUUCUCAAACAAGAGAUAGGCUGGUUUGACACACACCAAACAAAUGAUUUUGCCAGCAGGGUGACAGAAGACUUGAACAAACUGCAAGAAGGUAUUGGAGAGAAGGUUGGCAUGUUCUUGUUCUUCAUGACAAUAUUUGUUGCCUCCCUCAUCAAUGCCUUUGUUCAUGGCUGGGAACUGACUCUCAUUAUUCUGUCAGUUUUUCCAAUACUUGGAAUUUCAACUGGCAUUAUUGCUAAGGUUCAGUCAAAUCUCUCAUCUGUAGAAAUGAAGGAAUAUGCUAGGGCUGGCAGUGUAGCAGAGGAGGUAAUAUCUGCGAUUCGAACUGUUGUUGCGUUUGGUGGGGAAACAAAGGAAGUUUGCAGAUAUGAAGCAAAUUUGGUUCAUGCCAAAAAGGCUGGAGUUAAGCGAGGCCUGAUGACAGGGGUUGGAAUGGGGCUCAUGUGGUUCAUCAUUUAUGCAGCCUAUUCCUUGGCCUUUUAUUAUGGCACCGGCCUUAUUCUUAAGUCUCGUGAAGGAAAUGGCUCGUUUGAUCCUUCUAAACUCAUCAUCGUGUUCUUCAGCGUCUUAAUGGGAGCCAUGAAUAUUGGUCAGGCAGCACCCUUCUUGGAAGCCUUUAAUAUUGCAAGAGGUGCAGCUGCAACUAUCUUUGACAUAAUUGAAAGGAAAUCUGCUAUUGAUCCAACAAGCUUAGAAGGAGAUAGACCAUCUACUAUAAAUGGAAUCAUUGAGAUGAAAGAUGUUCAUUUCAACUAUCCAUCACGUCCAGACAUAAAGAUUUUGCAAGGCAUUAAUCUCAAGAUUGAACCGGGACAGACCGUUGCCCUGGUGGGAUCAUCUGGAUGUGGCAAGUCAACUUGCAUCCAGUUAAUACAGCGCUUUUAUGACCCCCUCUCAGGAGAAAUAUUACUGGAUGGAAAGCCAAUACAGAAACUUAACUUGGGAUGGUUAAGAGAUCAGAUUGGAAUAGUUGGGCAAGAACCGGUUCUUUUUGCUACCACCAUAGCGGAAAACGUCAGAUAUGGCCGUGAAGGCGUGUCCAUGGAAGAUAUACAUUUUGCUUGCAAAGAGGCAUUUGCUCACGAUUUCAUCAUGAAAUUACCAAAGCAAUACGAAACAAAUGUUGGAGAACGUGGUGGUCAGAUGUCAGGAGGACAGAAACAGCGUAUUGCAAUUGCCCGAGCAUUGGUUCGCCAACCCCGUAUAUUACUCCUGGAUGAAGCAACAUCAGCUUUAGAUAACCAGAGCGAAGCUGUUGUCCAGAAAGCUCUCGACAAGGUCCGACAGGGUCGCACAACGGUUAUUGUUGCUCAUCGACUUUCCACCAUUAAGAGUGCAGAUAAGAUUCUUGUUUUUAAUGAAGGAAAAAUUGUUGAGGCUGGAACUCAUGAAGAGCUAAUGAAGUUGCAGUCAUCUUACUACAAUUUGGUGACGGCACAAAUAGUCCCAGCAGAAUUACACAAAGGAAACGAAAGUAAGGACCUAUCAUCAUCUGAGGAUAAGGAUACCCAUGACACUGACAGCAUAGCUGAAUUCAGUCAAGAUAUCAUAGAGGAUUUGGCUAGCAUGUCCCCAGGUGCCUUGGUCCACACACUGUCUACCAGAUAUUCUCUACGCCGACGAAAAUCCUCUGUCAAAUCUGAAAAGAAAAUGGAAAUAAUUGCCAAGGAUGAAGAGGAAAUUUUGGAUCCAGUUCCAAGCAUAAAGAUUCUGAAAAUGAAUGCUUCCGAGUGGCCAUAUAUUGUAGGAGGAGUUUUUGGAUCAGCCAUGCAAGGAGUAAUUAUUCCAGUUUAUGCCGUUCUCUUCGGUGAAGUACUUGGGACACUUUCAUUAGCUGAUCCAGCCGAGGCAAGGAAGCAAGCAGACUUUUAUGCCCUGCUCUUCCUCAUGAUUGGAAUUGUUGCUGCUAUCUCAAUGUUCAUGCAGGCAUACUUGUUUUCGGUGGCUGGAGAAAUACUCACAUCAAGACUGCGAAAACUUACCUUUGCUGCUAUGCUGCGUCAGGAGAUGGGUUGGUUUGAUGAAGAGAAGAAUUCUGUUGGUGCGCUCUGUUCACGUUUGUCUGGGGAUGCUGCUGCUGUACAAGGGGCAACUGGGUCUCGUGUAGGAACCAUUGUCCAAGCCAUUUCAACACUGGGUGUAAGCAUUUGUAUGGCUCUGUAUUACGACUGGCGUCUUGGCCUGGUUACACUUCCCUUUAUCCCCUUUGUGUUGAUUGCAGUCUACCUGCAGAGCAAAAUCCUCAUGGGUCAGAGUGUCACGGAGUCUAAAAUACUACAGGAUGCAGGCAAGAUUGCAAUAGAAUCAAUUACUAACAUUCGAACAGUUGCAAGUCUUCACAAAGAGCAGCAUUUUGCUAAAGAAUAUUCAGCUGCCUUGUAUAAGCCUCACAAAGAAGCUCUGAAAAAAUCCCAUCUCCGAGGUGCUGCUUUUGGAUUUGCACAAGCUGUACCAUUCUUUGCUUAUGCUGUAGCAAUGUUUUAUGGUGGUUACUUGGUUAAUAUUGACCAAAUUUCAUUUGUGGACGUCUUCAAGGUAGCAGAGGCUCUCAUCCUGGGAACAAUGAUGGUAGGACAAGCAGUUGCUUUUGCUCCAAACUUUAGCAAAGCAAAAGUUGCAGCUUCACACAUAUUUACUAUGCUUGAACGCCAACCUGCAAUUACAGCAUCGCCUAGUGUGGGUCUACGACUUAACACUCCCGUAACCAGCAUAGAGCUAAAUGGUGUGCAUUUUUCUUACCCGACAAGAUCUGAUGUGCCCAUAUUAUCAGGACUGAAUGUUAAAGUGGAUAGAGGACAAACUCUAGCCCUGGUUGGAAGCUCAGGGUGUGGCAAGUCCACCAUCAUUGGCCUACUGGAGAGAUUUUAUGAUGCAAGCAAAGGGAAAGUUUGCAUUAGUGGUAAAGAUGUACAAGCCCUAAAUGUUGGCUGGGUGAGAAACCAGCUAGGUCUUGUGUCUCAGGAACCUGUGCUCUUUGAUCUCACUAUUGCCGAAAAUAUUGCAUAUGGUGAAAAUUGCCGGGAAGUGGGGCAUGACGAAAUUGUUAAUGCUGCCAAACAAGCCAACAUUCACUCAUUUGUAGAGUCUCUACCAAAUGGCUAUAAUACAAGAGUCGGUGCAAAGGGCACACAAUUGUCUGGUGGUCAAAAGCAACGUAUAGCAAUAGCACGAGCACUAAUAAGAAACCCAAGUGUGUUGCUACUUGACGAAGCUACCUCUGCUCUGGACACCGAAAGCGAAAAGGUUGUCCAAGAGGCCUUGGAACAAGCCCAGAAGGGCCGUACUAGUAUUGUCAUCGCUCACCGUCUGUCAACUGUCCAAAAUGCCGACACUAUUGCAGUAGUUCAAGGCGGCCGGGUGGUAGAAUUUGGUACUCACAAGCAGCUCAUCGAGAAGAAGGGACACUAUUUCUCUCUCUACCAGACUAACAAAUAAUAAAUAUUACUGUAUAGUGUUAUAGAAUGUUACAAAUUUGGAAUAGAGGAUAAAAUUUGAGUAUAUCUUUGGUACAUUUUGUGGUUUUAGUUUGUUACAUUAAAGCUAAUUGUGCCAUAUUCAUGUAUUUUAUACAAAUUAAUUUUAGCGUUAUGUUGAUUGUGACAAUAUUCACUGUUAUUGUGAUAAGCCAUAUUACUGAAAUUUUGUCAGCAAUUAAGGUUUCAGGUACAGUUCUUUCAAUAUUUUUAUAAAUUUUAUAAAAUCUUAGCAAAGCUGACAAAAGAAAAAUUCUUGCAUAUGAAUUUUUAUAGAUUUCCAAAUUUAUUUUUACAUAAAUUUCAGAAUGACACAUUGAAUGUGUGUGCAGCGAGUAACAACACAUUAAAAAAAACAUUAAUUAAAAAAAUGCCAUUAACUGGAGACAAUGGAGAAUUGAGUUAUAAAUACUUACAAUGAAUUAAAAUCAAUCUAAAUUUACUGUAUAAAUGCUUUUGCGAACUUGUUUGCAAUUUCGUGUUGGGAGAGAGCAUUGGAAAAGAAGCAUGUGCAUGUUAGCAGAGAAUAGUUUGUGCAGAAAUAAAAGCACUUAGGUGAUUACAAUAAUGCUGUAGCAUUUGAACAAUGCUGUAGGAAUGUGUGGAUUUCCUGGAAUGUUCUCUCAUUACCAUAUCCAUACAUAAAGCACAAGUAUAUCAAUUUGCUCCAUCAAUAUAUUAUACCCAAUCUUUUUGCAUGUGUAAAAGUGCUAUUAAAGAUUUACAACAAACAUAUUUCUAAAGUAAUUUUUUUUUUUUUUUUCAACUUUCAAUGGCAUUAGUCAUGGCAAGUUUUAUGGUCACAGGUGAAGUAUUGUCAGUUUCUUCCUCAAAACUUAGCACAAAGAUAGAUUAAAAGGCAAUGUGAAAGUGUGUUGAUUAUAUAAAUAUUUUUAUUCCUUGAAUAAUUUGAUAGCUGAUAAACUUCAUUUGCAAAUAAUUUUAGUCAAUUCCAAAGUGACAAAUUUUUUAAAUGAGUUGUAUAGUAACCAGAUUACAGACUGAUUUAGGUUUGUGCUUUCCUUUCCCCUUUCCUUUUUACCUUUACCAAGCUUAACCCCUGCUCUGCACCAGCCGACAUAUUAAGGGGUGUGCUGGUGCACCAGCCGACAUGUGAUUAUCUUGGCAUAUCAUAAGAUACGAAACUCCCAUGUAUACAAUGGAGCACACAUUUGCUUCCUCAGGCCUCCAGUAACCAUGCCAAAAAAAAGCCCAUCUUAAAAAAUAUCCCGGGUGCCUCACUUUCCUUCCAUGGGCUAGGUUAUUAAGGCCUAUGAAGCGUUCGUCAGGCCAUGGCAUUUAUAGUGUGUAGGACAGCCAUACUAUGAGCCACUAAAAUUUUAACAGCAAGCGAGUAUUUACCAUUACUUAGCUUUGACACAUUGAUACAACUUGUUAGAGCAAAAAAACUAAAUAAAUAGUGAGAAACUGAAAAUAGUUAUUUCAAUGUCAACUAGUCUCGUUUUUACAAACAAAAAAAAAUAUGCAAAUUCUCCAGGUUACCACAGCUAAACUAAAAGAUGUAGAGACUUUUACUUGAAUUUUUGUGUUUCCUGGGUGGUAAUUAACAAUAAAAAAAACUUUAUAGAACAAUUUAUUUUUGGUGCAGCACGGGAAUGUCAAUUUAAAAGGUGAGCAGUGCAGGGGUUAAGGGUCAGCUAUAUAAUGAGCUACUGUAUAAUAACAUGAUAAACGAUGUUAAAUACAUAUUUUACAUAUGCAUUUCUAGUCUGCUAAUUGUAAAUAUUGAAUUAAGGGAUGAUAAAAUAUAAGUUUUUACAUUCAAAAUUAUUUAAAGUCUGAGGUAUGAAUACUAACAAACAUUAAUUUCCUUGUGCUUAGCAGCAUCUUUAAUAAUUGUUCAUAUGGACAGUGCUACAAAGUAAUUUUUCAUUCAUUUUUUUAAUGUUCUUGUCCUUCAGAUUUUAAAUUGCUUAUACUGUACAUUCAUGGUAUCCAUCUUGAAUAUCGUGCAUCAGACAUUAUUAAUCAUGUGUGUAACUUUUUGAAGUUGUAAUUGAAGUAACUGAAGUCCAAUAUUGUGCCAAAUAUACGUAUUUUAUCAAAGUAGCCAUCACUAGAGAAAUUUCAGUGUUGCCCAACUUUUCUGUGGGGAGCCCAUUGGCUCCCUGAAGCUAUCCAAAUUGAUGUGCUGUAUUAGUUAGGGGUCAUCAGUCACAGGAGUUCUUAAGCCUACCUGGUCCCCGUCAGAGAGCCACAGGGAGCAAUGGUAUAUGAGCACUUUACAUUUAAAGUAUAGUAUGUCAUAAUUGCCAUCAACCAGGGAAGGGCCCAGAAAGGUAGGUGAAUCAAAAUGGACCAUUGUCUGGUUAACCUGUGCAAUCUACAUUCAUAAAGAUAAAAAUAACUCUCCUAGAAGAAAACCAAACAAGCAACCCCUCAUGCUACUAGCACUUGUAUUCAUUUUGAUUGUAUUCAUUUUCUUUUCACUUGGUCGUUCUUGCCUUGUUUAGGUGGUGGUGGUCUGUUUAACUUAAUAGGCAAGCCUAAAUUAUGUUUGUAGUCCUCCUGUGUUUCCCCCAAGGUUUCAUAGCUGCUACUGGUCUGUUUGCCUGCUACCUGACAGGGUUCAAUCGGCUUGGCUAGCCCCAGUGCCUGGGCUUCCCAUAGAGCUCAUUCACCCUAUGGGCCCUGGAAAACCCAUGGGCUCAAUCGUACAAUGGCUACUUCUUCCGAACCUGCUCUCGCCUUGUGCGAAGUCGAAGGUUGUUUGUUGCCCCUGCCAAAGGGAAAUGAUCAUCCGUACUGCCUCUGUCACGCUGCUUGAUGGGUCGGGGACACCACUGACCCAGUGUCUUGCAGGCCUUGUUCCCCGCUUGUACUUCACUUCACUCAUUCCUUGUCUGUUGAUCAAGGAUCAGGCAGCGGCUGCAUUGCAUGUUCGAUUCUCCUUACUACAAUGGGCCAGGUUGGUUGCUUGGUUGGAGGACCCAGAGCUGCCCUGCUUGGGUUUUAGGGCCCAGGUUUAGGGGGCUGUUGGUUGCUUUGACCUUGGUUCCUUCCUCACCCCUGCUUCCUUACCUGGUGGGCGUGAUUCACCCUGCUCCUUUCCCCCCCCCCCCCCCCCAUCCCUGCUUCCAGCUCCCGGUUCCCGAAUGUGUGAGGGGUUUCGGAGUGAGGGCGGAGUUUCAGAUUUCUCCUCCUCCUCUUCCAGUUUUUGGUAACAUAUCUUGGGUAGAUAUUCGGGUGUGAGGGUUUUGGAGGUUGAACAGAGUCCAGGCCACCAGCAAUCUAGUGAACAUUCUGGUUCCUUCCCUGUCGUGUGUGGCUUUCGGGUGCCUGUCGUGGCAGUCUUCCUCUUCUUUGUCUCAAGACCUGCGGUACCUGGUUGAUACCUGGUUGAUGGGUUCUGGGAGUUCUUCUACUCCCCCAAGCCCGGCCCGAGGCCAGGCUUGAUUUGUGAGAGUUUGGUCCACUAGGCUGUUGCUUGGAGCGGCCCACAAGCCCACAUACCCACCACAGCCCGGUUGGUCCGGCACUCCUUGGAGGAAUAAAUCUAGUUUCCUCUUGAAGAUGUCCAUGGUUGUUCCGGCAACCGUGUCCAUGCUGCCAACUGUGUCCAUGCGUUCAGUGCUGCCGCCAUCUGAAUAAGUCCAUGCUUCUACAUGAUUUUUGAGUAGCACUUCAGGUAAACGAUGUGGCUUCCCACAGAAAACCAGCAUUGAAUGUAAUGAAAUACCAUUUUCUGGGUGAGCUCCGGAGGCUCCCCAACACCUCUCCCUCCCUCCCUCCCUGUACCUCUGAGAGAGGACCAGGUUCUGGCUCGUGGUUCCCAGUAGGCAUAACUCCUGUGACUGAUGGCCCCCAAACUAAUGUAGAACAUAUCAGUUUGGAUAGCUUCAGAGAGCCAACAGGGCUCAUUCAGAUAAAGGCAUUCAUUACAUUCAACGCUUUUUGUUUUCUUUGUCUUUCCAUGUAAAUUGUGUGCGGUCAACAAACUAGAAAUUGUUAACUCAUGUUUAUGAAAUCGUUCCUUGCAUAGCUCUUGAUUAUUGUUAUACCAUAAAAAUGAGAUUUUUCUUUUAGAAACUACCAUUCAUAUGAAUUAAUCAGAUUUUGUUAGCAAUUGUAAAUUAUUUCCUCAGCUAUUAAACAUUUUAUUAUC